CAUAGUUCCGAGAGUUAUCUUUAAGCCCCGCCCCUUUACGUCAUCUUCGACGUGCAUCACAAACAUUCAACAUGGCGAGCGAUUCAGCCUCGGCAACAGAUUCGGUGGUAGAUGUUCCAGAUACGAUAUAGGUGUCGUAUCUUGAUCGAAGUCAAGAUUUAUCCCAAAAAGUGUUAGAGAAGGGUUUAAAUUAUUUCACACAAGGUUAUAUUCAUAAUAUUCGAGUGUCAAAGCCUGAAAAUAGGAUACGAGUUGAUGCAAAAUGCUGGCGAUCCAUGAGAAAGUCACAGCCGCCGUAUUCGCUGCAGAUCGAAAUAAAUGUCGAAAAAUCAACUUUGACAGAAUCGUAUUGCAAAUGCAAAGCUGGACUCGAUGGUCACUGUUCACAUAUUGUUGGACUUCUUAAAACGCUGCAAGGCUUAAAACUGCACAAUUUCAAAAAUGCACCUGAUCACCAAAGUUGCACUAGUUUACCACAACAGUGGCAUGUUCCCCGGGGUACCAAAAUAAAACCUGUACCCUUAAACCAUGUUGUUGUUGCCAGGCCAAAAGAAAAAAGGAAGAGGAAACCAGUCAUUUGCCAUUUUGACGAAAAUUACAAACUUCCACGAGUAGACAAUGAUGACAUAGAGAAGCUUCUAAACAUAAAAGGUACACCGCUGGAAUACAUGAUUUCUAAAGAAGCACCGAAAUCACAGUCACACUUUGGAGAAGUUCAAACUGGCUCCAUUUUGUCAUAUCAGACUAGGAAUCUUAAACAUCAUGAACCUGUUGACAGUGUAGGGUGUGGAGACACUACCCUUCACCAUAAAUCCCCCAUUAGUUUGCCUCCAGAAUUUGUAAAUUUAAAUAAAAUAAUGACAAAGGAGGAACUUAAAAAAAUAGAGAUUGAUACAAGGAAACAAAACAAUUCUUGUGAAUGGUAUCAGCACAGAAAGGGAAGGCUAACAGCUUCAAACUUUGGGAAGGUGAUGCACAGGAAAGCAAGGCCUUCAGAUUCAUUUUUAAGAGACGUUUUCAACAGGUCUUCUAAAUCAUCCCCUGCCAUGGAUUACGGUCGCAAACAUGAACAGGAUGGAAAAGCCAAAUACCUCGAAACAUUUCCUUCUCGACAUUUACAUGAAUGUGGAUUAGUAAUUAAUAAUGAAUUUAAUUUUUUAGCUGCAUCACCAGAUGGUGUAGUUUGCGAUAAUGGGAAUUCUGGACUCAUAGAAGUGAAGAGUCCUUAUAGUGUAAGAAACAGGCACAUAAAUGAGGCAUGUGAUUUACCAGGUUUUUAUUUGAGAAAAAAUGGCAACAACAUUAGUUUAAAGAAAAAUCAUAACUACUAUGCACAGAUUCAAGGGCAACUCAUGAUAACAGGCUUUACAUUCUGUGACUUAGUUGUAUAUACACAGAAAAGUAUUUUUGUAGAACGCAUACAACCCGAUAUUGACUUUAUGAAAACAAUGUUGUCAAAACUGAGUAACUUCAUGAAAGACUAUGGUAGUUAAAUAAAAUAACCUACAAAA
Saccostrea cuccullata (small rock oyster) is the source of this 1511-nucleotide messenger RNA. RefSeq lists its product as uncharacterized. NCBI's taxonomy places the organism in Eukaryota, Metazoa, Mollusca, Bivalvia, Ostreida, Ostreidae. The transcript has 4 exons. Gene Ontology annotation, molecular function: zinc ion binding. The record is from RefSeq and is a predicted model, not a curated record. The coding region runs from base 276 to 1493 and encodes 405 amino acids.